UUACCGUUGUGCGACUAAAGUUGCAAUUUGCAACCUUUUUGAUGAUCUGUGACUAUAUGUGCAACUUUUUUAUUAUCUUCUAAUUUUGCCACUUUUUAAACUUUGUGCGACCUUUUUGCGACUUUUUUAUUGCUCAACAAUAUAAGUUCUAUUCUUUUUUAUUUGGUAUAGUGCAUUUAUAUUGUACUGGAUUUAGUGUACAGUAUUUCACAUAUAUGUCAAAUAAAUCAUCAUAGAUGAGGUAAACCCUGUAAAAGUUCAAAUGUACAUGCCGUUCAAAUUCAAACUAAUUUCACGUCGCUAUUGCUAACGCCGUACGCUGCAAUUAUGCGACACAGUAGUUUGAUCAGUUGUUUGUGUUACCUUUUGAUCAUUAUUCUUUGAAAAACGAAAACAACGACAUUGGCGAAAGAGGAGUGCAAUUAAAUAUAUAAUUAAAAAUAAAGAGUACAGCAUUAAAUUGAAUUCAGUGAAGUAAAUAAUUAGUAUUUUGUGUUAUUUUGAAAACAAUAUUCAGUUUUUAGACGCUUGUGCUCAUUUUAUAUUAAAAACAAGUGUUUGUAAAAAUCUUCUAUGGACAGAUUUAUUGUUAGAUCAAAAAGAAAGGCUGACGAUGAAUCUCCCAACAAAGCAAGGCUGACCCUGGGCAAAGGAGCUGACACGAUAAUUGAAACAAGUUCAGAAUCUGAAAAGAACACCGAGUCCGAAUCGGAAAAUGAUGAAGAACCUUCAUGUUCCUCCAAAAAACGCAAUAUUUCCCGGUAUUAUUCCAAGGAAUGGGAGAUGCAAUACAGGUGGCUUAAGCAAGAUGGUGAGACAAAGCGGCCCCUGUGCAUUGUUUGUAAACAACUUUUGUCAAACCAAAAAAACCAUCUUCGACGACAUGCUGAAACAAAGAAACAUCUUAGUAACAUAACCAAAACAUCUGAAAAUGCGAAAAUACAACUGACUGAUUAUUUGCCACAUCGAAAUACAGACUUACGAAAACAUGUCGCUAUUGCUGAAAUUAAGUUGGUGUUACGUGCAAUUACAAAAAACCAAUCUUUCAAUUCUAUGGACGGACUUGGUAAAUUCAAUUCCAUGAUUUUUCCUGAUUCAAAUAUAGCUAAAUUGGUAUCAUGUGGUCGUACAAAAUCAACUGCAAUUGCACAGUUUCUCGGUAAAGAAGGUCAACUCGCUAUAGUCUCUAAAAUGCAAAAACAACAAUUUAGCCUCAUUAUAGACGAGACAACCGACAUUUCCAUCAAUAAAUGUCUAGUAAUGGUAGUGAGGCAAUUCAACAAGGACCGAGGAAAGACUGAAGAUAAUUUUUUUCAAUUAGUACAACCAGAAAAUGGAAAAGGCGAAACAAUUUGUAAUGCCGUUAUUGAAUCACUAGAAAAUAAUAAGAUUCCCUUAGAAAAUUUUAUCGGGUUUGCAACUGACAACGCUUCCAGUAUGGUUGGGAAAAACAUUGGGGUGUCUAGUUUAUUAAAAAAGAAAAUCCCCCACCUGUUCCAUCUUGGUUGCGUUUGUCAUUCUGUAAAUCUUAUGAAUAUUUCAGCUUUGAAAUGUAUACCAGAAGAAGUUGAAAAGUUACCCAAGAACAUUUAUAAUUUUUUCAAAAGUUCAAACAGGCGAGUAGAUUUUUCAGAAUUGCAGGAUAUGUUCAAUGUCCCAGAACACAAGCUUUUAAGUCUUUCGGAUACUAGAUGGCUUUCGUUCGAGUCGGUGGCAAAACGAAUUGUAGAACAAUGGACGAUAUUACAACAUUAUUUCCUUCGGGCUCAAUGUGAAGAAAAAUGUCCAAGGACAAUGGAUAAAAUACGUGCAAUUCAAGAUGGAUUGUCGUCUGAAAACCUCAUUUAUUUAAAAUUCUUGGUAUAUAUUUUGGGUCUUAUGAAUAAAUUUAACAAAUGCUUUCAAAGCGAGUCAUCACAAAUAGUAUACCUGAUUACAUAUACAAAGGAAAUUUUACUCCAAAUUUUACAAAAUUUCCUGAAGAAGGAAUAUAUAUCGGUCACAAAGCUAGAAAGUAUAAAUUUUAAAGAUACACAUAAUAUAAAGAUGUUUUAA
Molecule: messenger RNA, 2055 nt
Organism: Musca domestica (house fly)
Lineage: Eukaryota; Metazoa; Arthropoda; Insecta; Diptera; Muscidae
Product: protein FAM200C-like
Exons: 3
Coding region: 574-2055 (493 amino acids)
Source: RefSeq, a predicted model, not a curated record